GUCUUAACAACAUGCUCUACUAUGUUCUCCAUGUUUAUUCAAAGGGAUUAUAUGGACACACGGAAAGAUAUGAUGUUUUUAGGACUUCAGCACUUGAGGUUUUAUGAUCCCCGAGUCUGUUGAGAAGGUUUGUCCUCAAUUUCUUUCUCAGGUGAAGUUUGUUUUCAUCCCCCGGAGUGUGCGUGAAAGGCACCUUCAGCUGGCAGGCUGCAUGCUGGGGGUGGGGUCGGGGCCUUAACGAUGAGUUAUUUUCAACCAGAACAAAACUGCCGCUGUUGAAACAACCUGAUUUGUGUCCCAAGGAGAAAAGCACUGCCCCAGUGUCACACGCAGUAUCUCACGCCUCAUUAUAAUGUGAUGUUUUCACACAUAAAGACCUUUACCUGAUGCAAAGCUUUGGAAAUUGAAUUCUUCAUGCCGCCUUUAUUAGCAUAAAUAUGCUGCGAAAGAAAGCCCAUUGUUCGUUUUGCAGUCCUCUGUAGGAGAAAACUCCCUAACCUGAUAGCACACUUGAAGUGAACACAAAUGAGAACUUAGUUACAAACUUCGAGUAAGGGUUUCCUUCUGGGAGACUGAAGGAUUAUGUUUCUGUGCGCGCAUUGAAGAGCCGUCGGUCCACAGGAGCUCGAAGACCUCCGCAGACCAGAUCUCUUCAGAGGAGUAUACAGCUUGAUAUAUACGAUUAUUGAUAUAUACAAUUUCCGUUAUGGAUCAUUUGACGGAGAAUAACUCGACGGCGGAGACCCUGGAAUACCCGGUGUGCUCAGAAUGGAAGGAGAAUCCCGAAGGAUCAAUGUUUCAUCUCGCGCAUAUACUGCUGAUUUUAGGAUUUAUGGGAGGCAGCGGCUUUUACGGAUUGCUCUACAUGUUCAGCUUUUUAACGCUCGGGUUUUUCUGCUAUUCGAUGUGGGCAUGGUCCGACCCCUGCACGACCGACUCGUUUUCGUGGACCUUCGCGCUUUUCGCCUUCUGCCUGGCGCAAGUUGUCCACGUGUCCUACCGACUGCGCAGCGUCACUUUCGAUAAAGAGUUCCAGGAUCUCUACGAGCACCUGUUCAAAAAACUCGGAGUGUCCUUGAUACAUUUCGGAAAGAUCGUGGAGUGUUGUGACGGCGACGUCUACACUAUAGAUAAAGACCACUGCUUCGCCGUGGAGGGCAAAACCCCCAUAGACAGGCUUUCGGUGCUUAUCUCAGGCAGGAUAAGAGUGACGGUGAACGGGGAGUUUUUGCACUUCAUCGAUCCAUUUCAGUUCCUGGACUCUCCGGAGUGGGAUUCCCUCAGACCUUCGGAAGAAGGGGUCUUUCAGGUUACUUUGCGUGCGGACAACCGGUGCAGGUACGUGGCGUGGAGACGAAAGAAACUCUACCUGCUGUUCGCGCAGCACCGCUACGUCGCGAAGAUCUUCGCGCUCCUGGUGCGCAACGACAUCGCGGAGAAGCUCUUCUCUCUCAACGACAAGGCUUUCGACAUCCGCGGGUUCCGCUACGAUCUCCGGUUACCAAGCUUCUGUCACGGGCCGGAGCCAGAAAUAGAAAACACGAGUGAAUCCCAGCCGGUGCUGGGACAGAGUAAAACCAAACCGGCGGAAAGAGACUCCUCUGUAGUCGUGACUGAUUAAUCGCCUACGUUGUUGUGUUUUCUUUUUUAUAUAUAUUAUGUAAGCUUUAGGUUUUCCCCCAAACGUUUUUUUGUCUUUGUUUCAUGCAUUCGCUGUUUGGUUCAUCCGUGCAAUUUAUCAACAUGAACAAUCCCGAAAUUAUUCAGGAGGCGAAGUUUCUCUCCUAUAGGAAACGUUUGAGCCACUCAUAUUUGGAGGUUAACUGCUGAAUCAAGCUCUCGCGUGAAGACGGAUAGUUUCACCUCUCUGCAUCAUCAGUGCUUCCUAAAUCGCAUGAAAUACAAUAAAGUCAACCUGAGAUUUUUGCUUGUGUCUAUAAUAACCAAUCUUACAGAGCCACAGGUUCUAAUGAAGGGGCCGUUUCAGAAGCGAGGGAGACGUUAUAGCCAGUUUUUGUUAUUUUUUUAAUCUUCGUAUUGUCCUAUGCAUAUGUGUGUUUUGCGUAAAUGGAAACAACCGUGCAGUUGUCCUACACCAUCAGGCCUAUCCGCAACCUUAUUUCCAAUAAAAACCAUAACCAGA
Puntigrus tetrazona (Sumatra barb) is the source of this 2143-nucleotide messenger RNA. It is a transcript of the gene popdc3, whose product is annotated as popeye domain containing 3. Gene Ontology annotation, cellular component: sarcolemma. Gene Ontology annotation, molecular function: cAMP binding. The transcript has 4 exons. Lineage: Eukaryota; Metazoa; Chordata; Actinopteri; Cypriniformes; Cyprinidae. Bases 707 to 1621 code for a protein of 304 amino acids. The record is from RefSeq and is a predicted model, not a curated record.